Messenger RNA from Parnassius apollo (apollo), 771 nucleotides. The record is from the annotation of a GenBank genome assembly. Lineage: Eukaryota; Metazoa; Arthropoda; Insecta; Lepidoptera; Papilionidae.
AUGCGCGCGACACUUUUACUGUUGGCUUUAGGCUUAGCUGCUGUGGCAGCCGUCCCUAAAAAUCCACAAAAGAUAGUUGGUGGUUCAACGACAACUAUCGAACAAUAUCCUUUUGGUGCGUCUCUUCUUUAUUCCUGGUUUGGUAUUCUUUACAAUCAAGCUUGUGGCGGCACUGUAUUAAACAACAGGGCUAUUCUUUCUGCUGCUCAUUGUUUUGUUGGCGACAAUGCGAACAAUUGGCGAAUUCGAUUGGGUUCUUCCAAUGCCAACAGUGGUGGUCAGGUCUAUAAUACAAACCAGAUCAUCUCUCAUCCCGACUACAAUUCGCGCACGCUUGAUAACGACGUCGCUAUUUUACGUUCCUCGUCCGCUUUCUUGUUCAGCAACAGCGUCAGCGCUGCAAGCAUUGCUGGUUCCGGUUACAAUCUUGGGGACGACCAAGUUGUUUGGGCUAUCGGAUGGGGUACCACAUCCGUUGGCGGAUUUUCUUCUGAGCAAUUACGUCACGUUCAAAUAUGGACCGUGAAUCAGGAUAUUUGCAGAAUUCGUUACGCAGAGUUAGGCAUGACUGUCACUGACAACAUGUUGUGCUCCGGUUGGUUGGAUGUCGGCGGUCGCGAUCAGUGUCAGGGUGACUCUGGAGGACCUCUCAUCCACAACAAUGUGAUCGUUGGUGUGUGUUCCUGGGGAUAUCGGUGCGCACUCGCUCGUUACCCUGGUGUUAACGCUCGUGUCUCGCGCUUUACUUCUUGGAUCCAAUCAAACGCUUAA